GUGGGGACGGGCCGCACCUGAAGCCUGCCUCUCAGGCCGAAGCUCCCAGAAGUGAAAACAGGCCUUUUUCACAGAAAGAGUAGGGCUGUGUUUGUGCAGUACCCUAAGGCUGCUGGCCUGCCAAGAUCGGUCUUUCUGAGGGUUACAGUCCCAUGGGACCCCGAAAUACAAGCCUCUCGGCCACCAGAGCCAGGACAGCAAGGGACAUCUCCUGGGACAUGACUGCGGCAGGCGGCAGUCAUAAAGAUCAGGCCACCAAACGUGUGUAAAAGCGGGGGACAGUGGCACUCUGGAGUGUGGCAGAGAGCGAGCCAGCGAGCAUGAGAAUGUCACGCACCGGCUGGAGGGAGGCCGCGGAAGCGCUCAAAGAUGGCGCCCGCAGGCAAAGAAAAUAAAGAGAGAGACGGAGAGAGAGAAAAGGGAACAAACAGACAAAAACAACAAGAAAAACAAAUCUCGAGUUUAGAAAAAAAAUUUAAAAUGUGCCUACUAGUUGGAGCAAGGCGUAGGGAGACCUCGAAGAUGGCACCCUCCAGCCUCUUUUCCCAGACAGCAUCCCAGCAGGCCCCCAGAAGUGUGUCACAUCAGUCUGUCCGUCAGGCCAACUCCCCUCUCCCACAUAAAUUGUGGGCACCCCUGGAUCGGCGGCUCCCACACCGGGUCCUGAGACUGGGUUCCAGGUGUGGGAGAGACCAGUCUUUCAGUUACCUCCAUUCCACUGACCCAUCACAAACUGGCUUCUGGGACCCCUUCAGUAAAAAUGAUGGAAGACCAAAAAACCUCGUAUGGCUAACUAUCCAAUUUGUUUGAGAGAUGGAGUAACAUGCCGAUUAUCUGUGGCAGUGGGGAAAUGAAACUGUCACAUCAAUUACAAAAGCUGCUAAGUUGCCAGCAGGAAAAGCAUUGAUUUCUUGAUGGUCUCAAAAAACUCCAGAAGCUUCAGAUGUCACAUGGAAAAUACCAAUUAGGAAGCCCUGGAGAAGACUGGAACUAAAGCAAAGAGCUAGUGUGCACUGCUCUAUCUUUGUUAUGAGUCAUAUCCCUUAACAUUAUUUUCGUCAUUCUUUGUCUUACUUAAACCUCAUUUUUAAUCCAUGUGAUUUAAAACAAGUUAUCUUCACUGAUUUGACAGUUACAGGUUUGUAGACCUAUUGAGCAGACAUUAGACCUGGAUUCAGUGAUUUCUCCUAAGAACCCUGGCUCCCUGGUUCCGUCUACUGAGAAAUCAUAUUUAGAGACCACCGUCUGAAUGGGAGUUAUGAUCACUGCUGAAAUCAGGAAGAACAACUCCAAGAAAUGAGCAAAAGAUGCCAGUGAUCAAUAUUGAAGACUUGACAGAAAAGGACAAAUUGAAGAUGGAAGUUGACCAGCUCAAGAAAGAAGUGACCCUGGAAAGAAUGCUGGUCUCCAAAUGUUGUGAAGAAGUAAGGGAUUAUGUUGAAGAAAGAUCUGGGGAAGAUCCACUAGUAAAGGGUAUCCCAGAGGACAAAAACCCCUUCAAGGAACUCAAAGGAGGCUGUGUGAUUUCAUAAGAAAAAAAAAAAAAAUUCCAUGGAAUAACUUGAGCUUUAAUGACAGUACUAAUUUUUGGUCAUCUAUAAUAAUACUAUUAAGCAUGUACGUAACCUUUUGAUUUAUAAGUAAAAACUUUUAAUAAAAAGUGGGAUGUGAUAAUGCAUAAAUCUGUUUUUCUUAAAGUAUUUAACACAGAGUUUAGCACAUAACUGGCAAUAACUACUGAUUGACCCCUUUCUUUAACAAUGACUGCUAUGGAGACAACUGGUUGGCUCAGUCAGUUAAGUGUCUGAAUUUUUUAUUUUGGCUCAGGGUCAUGCUCUCAGGGUCGUGAACUUGAGCCCUACCUUGGGCCCCACUGUGGGCAUGGAACCUGCUUGGGAUUCUCUCUCUCCUUCUCCCU
Mustela erminea (ermine) is the source of this 1918-nucleotide messenger RNA. It is a transcript of the gene GNGT1, whose product is annotated as G protein subunit gamma transducin 1. Gene Ontology annotation, biological process: G protein-coupled receptor signaling pathway. The transcript is spliced from 10 exons. Gene Ontology annotation, molecular function: G-protein beta-subunit binding. Lineage: Eukaryota; Metazoa; Chordata; Mammalia; Carnivora; Mustelidae. Gene Ontology annotation, cellular component: heterotrimeric G-protein complex. The coding region runs from base 1308 to 1532 and encodes 74 amino acids. The record is from RefSeq and is a predicted model, not a curated record.